Molecule: messenger RNA, 1149 nt
Organism: Symbiodinium sp. CCMP2456
Lineage: Eukaryota; Dinophyceae; Suessiales; Symbiodiniaceae
Source: the annotation of a GenBank genome assembly
GAAGCUGCCUUCUUCCCGGCCUUUGCACCCGGAGCUGUGAAGGGGGGCAAGCUGGCCUCUUAUGCCGGCUUCCUCGAGGCGGCACCGCGGCCAAGCCGCCACGCCAGCUCCUUCGAUGAGCAUCCGACGAAAGCCACUGCGAAGAUCUUGAGUAUGACCGGCAAGGUCAUCAACAUCACCCGCCGGCUGGGAGAAAAGCAGCUCAUGGAUCCUGCGUCGGAAUCGACGGAGUUCGAGGUGAACGAAAAGCUUUGCGAGAAGGGCGACUGUCCCGAAAGCACGGCGCAGGUCACGGUGAAAGAGUGCGUGGUAUCCCCGAUGAAGGAGGACAAGAUGCGGAAGAGACUCGCCCCGGGGCACUUUUGGGAGGAUGACAAGGACUGCAAGUACGUUACGCUCCCGCUGGCCAUGGUCAUCUCAGAGCAUGGCAAGUGCCUCUCUGCGUCAGCCGGCGCCAACCUGACGGAGAAGUGCAACCCAACAGCGGUCAACUGCGGCCACACGACAGCUUGCAACAAGUGCUGGAUUCUGCAGCGGGCCACGGAGAACAGCGUCUUCACUGGAUGGAAGCUGAAGACAGCCUGCGGUGGGCUGCGCCCUCCCAAGGAGAUGGCUAAAGUCAUGGCGGAGUUGGGGUUGAAGCUUCAGAAGGCAAAGUUUCUGACCAUGGACGCGGAUGGCGAACUGAAGUAUACGGACGAGUACGGCACGGACCAGGAUCGACAGGUCUGGAAUUUGACCCCGACGGAAGUCGAUUCCAAAGUGGACGAAGUGCAGCUCCACGAGAAGAUGUACAACAAGCCCUUUCUGUUGGAGAACUUGGCCUCGGAACGCUUCCUUCUCCACGAGCGGCCGCCUCUGACGGAGGACACCUCCAGGUCGGAUCCCAUCAACACCUACAUGGCGGAGCUCCCGCAGAAGGAGACGAUGCCGAUGCCCUUCAAGAACGAGGGCACCGAGGCCAAUGCAAUAACCAUCAUCCAGAAGAAGCAGUGGCGCCGGGGCUUCUGGCAAGGUGUGGAGAAGGCAGGCAGCACCUACUUGCAAGGGCAGAUGAUGCGUGCCGAUGGCAAGACGGUGCCCACAUUCAACUUCCUCUCGUCAGCUCCCGACACUGGCUUUGACUUCACGAAGCACCUGCGACAGGAG